AUGGCAGACUUUGGAAAAGGUAAAGAGAGACAAAGAGAGGGUGGGCCAGCAACACCGGCAGUUGAUAGUCUCACAGCUGGGGACGGCUCCACAGGCUUCGAGUCCGAAACAGCUGCACUUGCCCUACCGUCGACAAAUCCUUCUGCCUCGGCAGGUGCACCACAAGGUUCAGAACGAGCACCUGCUGCAUCAACAAACUCAACAGAACUUCCUUCAGAGACUGUACAAGGACCCGCACCAACUGCUCAGCUCGUGAAUCCACUUGUUUUAGUUGAUAGUACAGAUGACACAGACUCGGCUCUGGGCGACGAUGAUGCCAUUAGUGACACAACAUCCAUCGCAUCGUCUAUCCACAGAGGACGCUUCGAAAACGGACGCCGAUACCAUAAGUAUCGUGAGGGCGAAAACGAUUAUUGGGGUCCCAACGACGAGGUUCAGAACGACCAGCUUGAUAUUGCACACCACAUGUUCCUCAUUCUGCUUGACCAGAAACUACAUCUAGCGCCUAUCAAAGACCCGAAGAGGGUCUUGGAUCUAGGGUGCGAAUACCCUGGCGCCGAGAUCCUUGGCGUUGACCUCUCCCCCAUUCAACCCCAGUUCACUCCUCCGAACUGCAAGUUUGAAAUAGAUGAUGUCACUCUUCCAUGGACGUACUCGCAGUCCUUUGACUUCAUCAACAUCCGCUCCCUGUAUGGCUCGAUCGGCGAUUGGCCCGCGCUCUACACGCAAUGCUAUAACAAUCUCGAACCAGGCGGCUACCUCCACGAACUGGAAAUGAGCAUCCAAUUCAAAUCCGACGAUGGCACACUGACGAAAGAUCACGUCUUAUCCACUUGGAGCGAUCUCUUCCAUGAGGCAUCAGAGCGUUUUGGUAAAUCCUUCUACGAGGUUUGGAAUCUAUCGACAUAUAUCCGUAACGCGGGAUUCGUGGACGUUGAGGAAAGAGUGUACAAAGUCCCUGUCAACGGAUGGCCGGCAGAUCCUCAUAUGAAGGAGUUGGGAAGAUGGAAUUUGUUGCAUAUUACUCAGGGAGCUGAGGGAUGGGGAUUGUAUCUGCUGACAAAGGUCAUGGGCUGGUCAGUGCAAGAGGCUCAAAUUUUCUUUGCCAAGUUCAGGGCUGGAGUCAAGGAGAGGAAAGUACAUGCUUAUUUCGAGGUCGUGGUAAUACACGCAAGGAAACCUUGA
Molecule: messenger RNA, 1185 nt
Organism: Alternaria arborescens
Lineage: Eukaryota; Fungi; Ascomycota; Dothideomycetes; Pleosporales; Pleosporaceae
Exons: 3
Coding region: 1-1185 (394 amino acids)
Source: RefSeq, a predicted model, not a curated record